Cuscuta epithymum is the source of this 599-nucleotide messenger RNA. Lineage: Eukaryota; Viridiplantae; Streptophyta; Magnoliopsida; Solanales; Convolvulaceae. The record is from the annotation of a GenBank genome assembly.
ACCCCCAUCCCACUUUCCUCUCUCCUUUUAAUCAUACACCAUCUCCAAAAACCCUCUCAUCCUCAAACUUCAGCGGACAAAAAAAAAUCUCCGACCCAAUUGACGAUUAUAGUUGUACCGACUUGUUCUUCGUCUGCGAGCUCCCAAACCCAUUUAUGUCAAGCAAUGCCAAUGGUUGUGUAGAAGAUGUUCAUUGUUGUCCAGGUACUUGUGGUCCAUUGCAAUUGAAGGAGACCAAAUCAGGUGCUAACAAGGGGAGGUUGUAUUUGAAGUGUGGAUGUUGUGAUUUUUUCAUUUGGUAUGAUAAGGUGUGUCAAGCAACACAUGGAUCCAACCGGAGAGAUGCUGGCCAUACUCUGUUGAGUAGCAAAAUAGUGGAAAUUUGGAAAAUGGUGUUUCACCGAUUGUAAAAGAGGAUGUUGAUGCUGAUUUUAAUUAUCAUCUCAAGGGUGUCAAAUAUUUAGUACUUGUCAUUGUUGUCCUAUUGCUUGUUAUCAUUGCAAAAUUGUAAUUGUACAAUUCAGUCGUGAUCCAGUUAGUCGACUAUUUGUGUAAUUUGUUCGGAUAUCCAGUUUAAAUUUAAAGGACGCAUGUUUGUU